AUGGGCAGGCGCUGUGGCACCCCGGCCCGGUGUGGCUUCCUGAGCUGCAAAGGGGCCAAACCCAGCAGCGUGGACCACGUGUUCCCCGAGGCGGGGGUGAGCCUGCUGGCGGCCUACGAGCAGUGGCGGGAGCGAGCGGACGGUGGGGCCUGCUGCGACUACUCCCUGCAUGUGGACAUCCCCCGCUGGCACGAGAGCACCAGGGAGGAGCUGGAGGCCCUGGUCAGGGACAAGGGUGUGAACUCCUUCCUGGUCUUCAUGGCAUACAAGGACAGGUACCAGUGCACGGACGGCCAGAUGUAUGAGAUCUUCAGUGUCAUCCGGGACCUGGGGGCCGUGGCCCAAGUGCACGCGGAGAACGGGGACAUCGUGGACGAGGAGCAGAAGCGGCUGCUGGAACUCGGUGUCACCGGUCCCGAGGGCCACGUGCUCAGCCGCCCCGAGGAGGUGGAAGCUGAGGCCGUGUACCGCGCCGUCACCAUCGCCAGGCAGGCCAGCUGCCCCCUGUAUGUCACCAAGGUCAUGAGCAAGCCCGCAGCCGACGUGAUCGCCCGGGCCAAGCGGCGAGGGGUGGUGGUGUUCGGGGAGCCCAUCACCGCCGGCCUGGGCGCGGACGGCUCGCACUACUGGAGCAAGAACUGGGCCAAGGCGGCCGCCUUCGUCACGUCGCCCCCCGUCAACCCAGACCCCAGCACCGCGGACCACCUCACCGCCCUGCUGUCCAGCGGGGACCUCCAGGUGACCGGCAGCGCCCACUGCACCUUCACCACCGCCCAGAAGGCCGUUGGCAGGGACAACUUCACGCUCAUCCCCGAGGGCACCAAUGGCGUGGAGGAGCGCAUGUCCGUCGUCUGGGAGAAGUGUGUGGCCUCAGGGCAGAUGGACGAGAACGAGUUCGUUGCCGUGACCAGUACGAACGCGGCCAAAAUCUUCAACUUUUACCCGAGGAAGGGGCGGGUGGCCGUGGGCUCUGACGCCGAUCUGGUCAUAUGGAACCCCCGGGCCACGAGAAUCAUCUCUGCCAAGAGCCACAACCUGAACGUGGAGUACAACAUCUUCGAGGGCUUGGAGUGCCGAGGAGCCCCGAGCGUGGUCAUCAGUCAGGGCCGGGUUGUGCUGGAGGACGGGGCCCUGUGCGUCACCCCCGGGACCGGACGCUUCAUCCCGCGCAAGACCUUCCCUGACUUUGUUUACAAGAGGAUAAAGGCCCGCAACCGGCUGGCGGAGAUCCAUGGUGUUCCCCGAGGCCUCUACGAUGGGCCGGUCCAUGAGGUGAUGGCACCCACCAAGCCAGGGGGUGGCGCCCAGGCCCGCGCAUCCUGCCCUGGGAAGAUCUCCAUGCCCCCCUUCCGCAACCUGCACCAGUCGGGGUUCAGCCUGUCCGGCUCGCAGGCCGACGACCACAUCGCGCGGCGCACGGCCCAGAAGAUCAUGGCGCCCCCCGGCGGCCGCUCCCACAUCACGUCGCUGUCCUAGGUGCUGCCGCGGGCGGCCGGCCCCGCGACCUUCCCUCCCUUCCUUGAACCCACUCUGUAAGGUGCUUGGCCUCCCCUUCCCCUUCCCAGAACCUCUCCCCUGGGGUCCCACGGCCUGUUACAGGGAGCCCCCGCAGGAGAGGCUGAAUGGGGCGGUUUCACUGCCAGGGCAGGCAGAGGGGCUGGGCGUGCUGGCCGGGGCAGCUCAGGGGGCCCUGAGCCCGGGGACCUCGGAAGGCAGGGACCUCCGGGAAUGCCCAGGACGGAAGGCGGGGGGCAUGGUGCCCUCGUCCCCGACUCGAGUCACCGCCCCGGGGAGACCCCGACUCAGCUGCCAUCCCGGCCCCGCCCAAGCUGCUGUGACUUCAGGGGCCCAGGGGAUGCCGUGUGGGGCAGCUGCACUUCUCAGACUUCCCAGGGACCAGACCCCCACGCCGUCCAUAGAGCCCUUCCUCCUCCAGGGGCCCCGGGGGCCCGGAGCUGAGUGCUUCCUUCUCCUACAACAUGUGUUCCCAGUAGUUGAUUAGAGAAGCCGUCCUGUGUGCUGAGGGCACUCUAGCCAGGAACCUGCAUGCCGCCCGCAGCCCAGCGGCCCCAGUCCCGUGGAACCGGGUUGAUUAAAGGCAUCUGGACUGGAA
This is a messenger RNA of Odocoileus virginianus texanus, 2113 nucleotides long. The record is from RefSeq and is a predicted model, not a curated record. Lineage: Eukaryota; Metazoa; Chordata; Mammalia; Artiodactyla; Cervidae.